AUGGGCUUUUUCCCUGCUCAGAUUACGGGGUCUGGACUUUCCAACCUAGUGAGCUUUGCCUUUGGUGGCCUUCUAGGUGAUAUAUUUUUACAUUUACUUCCAGAGACAUUCACUCAAUCUGGAACAGAUGUUUUGGGCCAUGGAUUAGGCUUAUUUAUGGGUUUUAUGAUGUUCUUUAUGGUGGAUAAAAGUCUUCGAAUAGUUCUGCACAACCCUGGAGAGAAACCUUUGAAUAACCAUAAUCAUAGUCAUACGCAUGAGAUAUCACCUGACACAUCGGCAAAAACAUUAGCUUAUCUAAAUUUGAUCUCAGACUUUGCUCAUAACAUUACUGAUGGAUUAGCUCUUAGCUCUGCUUUCUAUACGUCUCAAGCUGCCUCAUAUAGAUCCACUCUAGCUUUACUACUACACGAACUACCUCAUCAAAUAGGUGACUUUGGACUACUCAUUCAGAGUGGAUUUUCCAAAAGACAGGCCAUCGCAUCGCAGUUUAUCACGUCCUCGGGGGCAUAUUUAGGUGUUUUCCUGGGUAUAGUGAUUCAGCAAGGAUGUGUAUUAUCGUUCACUUCUCCCAAAUUAACUUCCAUUUUGGGUUAUAACUUUUCUUUCAAUGAUCUGACUAUGCCAUUUACUACUGGUGGUUUUAUAUACAUUGCAUUCUCCAUUCUUCCUGAACUCCUAGAAAUUCCUCCCCAUGCAGCAAACAAGAAGGCUACAAUUAGAUUCCUUUCAGAUUUAUGUUUCAUUUGCAUUGGCUUCUUUUCGUUGUUCUACAUGGAAAUGAACGAAUAA
This is a messenger RNA of Brettanomyces nanus, 792 nucleotides long. RefSeq lists its product as uncharacterized. Gene Ontology annotation, molecular function: zinc ion transmembrane transporter activity. Gene Ontology annotation, cellular component: membrane. The record is from RefSeq and is a predicted model, not a curated record. Gene Ontology annotation, biological process: intracellular zinc ion homeostasis; zinc ion transmembrane transport. The coding region runs from base 1 to 792 and encodes 263 amino acids. The transcript has a single exon. NCBI's taxonomy places the organism in Eukaryota, Fungi, Ascomycota, Pichiomycetes, Pichiales, Pichiaceae.